Xyrichtys novacula (pearly razorfish) is the source of this 29004-nucleotide messenger RNA. The record is from the annotation of a GenBank genome assembly. NCBI's taxonomy places the organism in Eukaryota, Metazoa, Chordata, Actinopteri, Labriformes, Labridae.
GUUGAGAGUGGCCUUUGACUGCAGGAACUACUUUCACCUUUACUGUUGCAUAAUGCCAGACUAAUUAAUAGUAACAUUAGCUUUGAUGUAGCUGACUGCUUAUAUUCUGUCUGUUGUCGUACCGUAUAUUAGACUAUAAAAUAUAAAACGUAUGGCCCCAUUUUAGGCAAGAUAGCAUUGAACAAGAAUUUGGGGCUGAUAACAUACAAGACAUGACCCAUUUGAAGCAACACAAAUGGGCAAAAAUAUGAAUAGAUUUAGUGUUACCUAAUGAUAUUAGCCACUUAGACUUAGCAAUGGUGGGUCUUGCUUUGAAGGUUGGAUAGGCAGGAUCUGAGGAAGUACCAGUUUUUGGGAGAAGUCUUGAAUGUAAACACUACCCCUCCCAACCAGUUUUCCCCUCAGCUCCUCCUUUCUCCUCCUUCUCUGCUCCAGCAAGCCCCGCCCACAAACAGACGCUCCUGCUCACUCGUAUCAUUUCAAUUAAAUACAGAUAUAAAGCAGAUAAAUACUUCAGAUAAUUACAAAUGGGGCCCAGUCAACGUGAAAGCAAAAAGCAUUGAUGCUACUGUAAAUGCCAACAGACUACCAGCAAACACGUUUGCAGGACUUCUACAACUAGGAUAAAGUGACAUACUCCAGGACCCGAGAUAAACAGUUUAGCAGCGCUACAACACGCAGCAGGUCCCGUUUGACAACAAACACGUCUGUUACAGACACUUGGCUUACUUUGUUAAUGCGGUUUACCUGUCCAGCAGAAAGGUUACAGGGUCUGUGAGAUCCCAAAGUGUCCCCCAUCGUUUAUGCUUCAUUGAUAUUGACCCGGCUUUUCAGCUCUUUUCCGGUCUACCUCUGUUUUAAGCGCCUGUUAUUCUGCCAGUCUCUUGUAUUUACUUUGUUUUAUUGCUUGUGUUUUCCGACUUUCUGGUUAGUUUCUACUGUCUAAUGUUGUAGCACACUAACUUUGUUUGGGCUCCUGCAUGUUGUUGGAGGACGUGGAGUGUGCCUCACAACACAAGGGAGCUGCAACUGCCUCACAACCAGUUAAGUUAGGGGAAGCAGAGGACAGCUUUGUUUAUGGUCAGACAGAGCGGGCCCUCAAAAAAUUUUGAAUGUUGCCUACUCAGACAUAACAAAACACAGUGAUAUCGUUAUAUUCCCCAAUGUCAUCAAUAACUAAUAGCUAUUGACUGAUAUUAAAAGCUUUUUUAUAUAUACACCACAAAAAAGGUGCUUCUUAAACGUAAUCCUGCCUACCCCACCUUUAACUCACCUGCAGAAUAUGAAGCUCUCAGUGAGUGCUUGCCCCUCAAGAAGAUGAAGCCAAUGGUGAGUUUACGAAUGCUUGUUGAACUGUAAUUAUCAUAUACAUAUUGAGUGGUUUCUGAACUUACUGAGUGUAAAAUGUUUCAACAAUGAGAGCCCAUCAAUGUGUGUGUGUGUGUGUGUGUGUGUGUGUGUGUGUGUGUGUGUGUGUGUGUGUGUGUGUGUGUGUGUGUGGGGGGGGGGGGGGGGGGGGGGGGUCUCGCGUGUGUGUGAGAGGGAGACAGCCUUGCUCCGCCCAGGCCAGCGGCGCAGCGUCAUUACCGUUGGAACCGCUGAAAGGAGCAGUCGGUCCUUUUAAACAAGCAGUGUUCACUCAUCGGCGGAGCCAGAAAAAGGAUCGACUCACGGUGAAAAGACGACGUUUCAGCGCCAAAAAGGCACAUGGAGUUAUUACGUUUUCCGCGGUUCACGAGGUGACUUUGUGGCUGACGAGGACGCCUCCAAAACAAGUGAGUACACCGAGCACCGGAGGAGUUUUUCCAGGCUGGAUUUCAGAGGUGACGAGCUAACUUUAACGUUACAUAUAUCUAACCGCCCACUGGGGCUAACGCACUCCGUGGGUUAGCGGUCCGGUUAGACUACUUGAAAGUGUAUAAUUCAACAAAGAAUGCCAUAUUGUAUUAAGCAAUAUCAAUGUAUAAAGUGUUUGGUUGUAGCAUAUUGAUAAAACUCAGUAUGGAAAGAAGAAAACUCGAGAAACAGUACAAAGUUGACACCUAUAGAGAUCACACGACAGCAGUAAAGAAGCAGCUCCGUCCUUAAAAUAGCGAGGGGCACAGUUGUAUCCAGCUGUUCAAAUUGAUUUAUGGUUUGCCAGGUCGUUUACAGACAUUUAGAAACUAGAGUACCCCAAAUGUGAACAAUCAGGCGCGUCUCUUCUUUAUCAUCCUUUUCAAUUAACUCUACAUAAAUAAAACAGGAAGUUUGAAGUUUUAUCGAAUUGUACUUUGUAGUCAUCAGCCUUGUUAAUAUCUAUUCAAACGUAUCGGGUAAUUUAAUAAGUAAUGGAGCAUAUUCAACAGUUGAUCCCUGUCAGUGCUAACAGACAAAAACUUCACGAAUUUACCAAGAUACGUAAAACCCCUGAAACCUCAGACACUAUCGAGAGGACAGUUUCUAGCAAAAUGUAGCAGAAAACGAACCAACAAAAUUGGAAAUUGGAAAGAGCUAACACUAAAAGUAAUGUAAGACAGUGUUCAUCCCUUUUCCAUUGACUUGCAGGUCUGGAAUUAAAUAGCUACUGAGCAGUAACCCCUUUUUCCCUCCUCUUUCAUCCCUCCUUUUCUCUGAAGCCCUAUGUGCUUUCCAAGAUAAAAGUCUCUAAUCACAUGAGCAACAUUUUCCAGAAUUUCUUUGCACAGAUGUGAUUCUCAGCUCUGCAGCCCAGCUAUGUUUAUACUGAAAAGUCCAAACCACUCUUAAAACGAGAAGCCUCAGACUCAGGCUGGAGGAGUUUCUGUCUUGAUGGUGAUCAAAAAGUAGAGCUAUACAACUAGCAAGCAGUGUACACAAUUAUGAAAUGAAUACCCCUGCCUUUCUCAAAGCAGUCACAUUAGCUGCUCUUCAUUACAUAACAGUGAUGAACUCUUGUGUUUUUCCAUAACAAAUAAUCUAAGCCAUAAAAGUUGUUUAUAGCUUUCAUUAUAUACCAUGUUGUGGACAUUAUAAUACCUCCAUGAUUUUCUUGUGAAUCUGAGAUGCCACUUAUUUACUGACUCUGCCCUUUCUCUGCCUUGCAUGGUUGCACUACAAGUGAACCACUACAGGGCUGUAUGUUUAUGUAGUAUGUGUUUUGACCAGUCAUGUAAGUUAACAGAAGUUUUAGACACAUUUGUGAGAGGCUGUAGGAUAUCACUUUUUAGAGGUCAGCCUGUGUGCAAAUCUGCUGUAUCAAGUUGGUGUUUGGGAUUGAGAUGUUGCACAUGUUUUUUGUUUGUCAUGUCAGUGUUCCUAGACUUCAAGUGCCUGCAGCUGUUGUAGAGUGUUUUGAUAUUUUCCCCCUCUAUUUUAGGUAACGGUCAAGCGUUAUUCAUUUUUCAGUAGCUCUAGGCAAGGGCGUGUUAAUCAGUGAUUGAUAAACAAUAUAAAUAUCACAUUGUUUACUUUUUGUUCUUUAUGUUUUGUGUGAAUGGAGGUAACACUGACAAGGGUUAAUCUGUUUAUUUAAAUCAGUCUUAUGAGGGCAGGCAUCAGCCAGUGUUGAUCAUUUCAAAAGGCCAUUAAUCAGCCCAACUGAUCAAUCAGUCUAUCUCCUAGUUUCAGAUACACAAAAAGAUCCAUUUCCAAAGGCAUGAUUAACAUAAAUAGCCAUUGGCUGUUCUAAAUCCAUUUGGUCUUGCAGAUGCAGCAAGCAUCAACAAAAUAGCCAAUGACUUUUCCAUUCCCUGAGUAAAGUGUUUACUUUUUCAUAUUUGCUGCUGUUCAGUAGAACAAGAUGCCUUUUCCUUCUCAAGGAUACUCUUAAGUGUCCUCAGUGUACAGUCACUUGUUGAUUAAGUCAAACCGUUGACUUUUUGACUUUGUGGCAUCUUCUCUUAAUACUCUAAUGUACUUCACUCACGUUAUCUGGUCCACCCAAUGGACUCCACCCUAUUACUGUGCCAGACAUCCUGAUAAUAGCUGACUAAUAUUUUCUAGGGAUGCAGAGAGGCACGGGGGGAAGAAGUUAUGACAGCAUUAAUAUAAAUCACAGUAGUUUCUUCUCAGCACCAAGAAUCUUGCAGCACAUUCGUUCAAUUUGCAUCACUUUUUCGUAAGAACAUGCUUAUGACAGACGUCAGUAUAAUGUUGAAUCAACAAUCAAAGGCUUCCUUCCCUCUCCUUUCAGGGUCAGCAAAUUUAGCACAUCACAUAUGGGAGUCCUGAAAAUAUCCAGAGAUGCUGCUAAUUAUGAGGACAUCCCAGUAGGUCUGAACUACAAGCACACUGUCGUCAUUCCUAUUGACACAGAAAUGUUCAGAGAGAAUCUCAAACUUUCACCAGUAUAACUGCUUUCAAUUGUACCCAGUGUUUUCUUUGAUGAAACCUUAGACAGGACUCACCUCACAGUGGGGUUUGUCGGUUGUUAGGCUGAGCUCCUUUUUCCAUCCAACUUUGAGUGAGCUUUAGUGAGCUGUCUCAUAAAUCUUUCAAUCGAAUGGGACUGUGUGUUCACAAAACAGAAAAAUUUCUACCUUCGAGAGUGCUAAAAUAACAAUGGGCAACCCCUUGUUAUCUUUGUCAUUACCUUUUAUAGAUCUUUGUCACAUAUUUGCCAGAACAGGGGUGUAUUAAGAAAGUAUUUCAAGCAAAGUCUGGCACACUACAAGGAACUUAGACUUGAAUAUGUUUACAACAAAGUGUAGUUAAACAUUAUGGUUGCACUCUCACGGUGUCUUAACCACAGCAACAUAAAUUAAUUGUUAUCAGUUAGAGUUUUGUUCUGUUUUGCGGCUUCCUGCUUCCCUUUAGGCUUUUUGAAUGCUUAUUGUGCUUGGUUUCAUUUAUUUAGUAAUUGCUGCAUACUUUGUUACAAGGGCUGAAAAUAGUUCCCUAAAAAGAUGAAUCGAUCCAAAUCAGAUUCAGUUCGAAGAUGUUUCAUUAAAAAUUAAGAAGGAUCCCGUUCUGAUUUGAUAAUGAGUCAGUUCAAUUCACUUUGUUCUGUUUCAGUGUUAAUUGAUUAUUGACUCCAAAGAAAACUUAAAUCAAUUAAAGUUAUUUUGACUUCCAAAAUAGCCGUCCUAUAUUUAUUCUCAGAGAGACAAAAGACUAGGCAUUCUGAAAUCAGAAAUAAUAAUAAAUUGAGUGAAGUCUGGAUCACACUCAUACCCUGUUGUUCCACUGUGAGAAGUAGUUGGAUGUGAAAUGCAAAAAUAUAGACAAUAGAGGUCUGUUGCAAUGAUAUUGGGAAGUAUGAUUUCCACAUUUCAUGAGUCAGCAUGACUCAAAAUAUUAAGUUCCCCCCACUUUUCCUCUAACUUUAUUUGUUGGCAUUUCUUCUUGCUAAAGUUUUUGCAGUUUUUCACACAGGAAGGAGUCAAUGUGGUCUUCAGAUGUACCUACCUGUCCUCUGAUGAAAUAUGACUGAGGCUCAGCCAGAAUAUAAAAUUCAAAGGAGUUCUUUUGUGAUUUGUUUAAGCAGAUUUCAUUGGAAGGAGAGCCAGGAUUAAAAUGCCAGGUUAUGCUUUACUAUUAUCACCAAAAAUGCCUUAAAGGAGUCCGAGCAAAGGAGGCCAAAUGUGUAUUUUACAAAGCCAGAAGCAGCUGCAACAGCACUUGGCUGCCAUUGUUUUCCAAGAUCCAUUAAGAUCAGUUUACAGGAAUACAUUGCUGCAUAGACAUAAUUGGUGCCUAAUGUUCCAGUCAUUUUGUAGAUUGAAGUUGCUCCUGACUAUGGCAGAUACCCCAGAGGCUCUUUUUACAAGCAUUAAUUGAAGGGAAAUGCCACAGAGAGGAACUUCAAGGAAGUGGUUUCUGGUAUUUAAUCAGUACACUGAUCAUCAUUUGGUUCCAGAUAAUUCUAAAUCAGUAUGAAGACAGUGUCCCAACCAUGAAGCAUUUGUUUUUCUGCCACCUGACAUCCGGAAAAUUGACUCUCCCUCUUUUCAGUGGGGGUGGGAGAAAAAAUGGAUACAGCAUAGUAUUGCGAUAUUUUGGCUGGUGAUAUAUUGUGUGGUUUCAUUGACCAAGUAUUGAUUUUUUCAAAUUAGUUGUUAAUAUGAAGUCAAAUCUAUGAUGAUGGGAAAAUAAAAUCAACUGUUGGUCCAGUGAGAUUUGCAGAGCAUCAUAGGGCAGGAGAAAGUUCGUACAAUAUUUAUAUAAGGUUUGCAGGAUGUGCUACAUGAAAUAAAAAACACAGUCAAUAAUGCAAACAUAAAGGAAAGACAAAUGCUAAAUUAUCUAAACAGUCAGAAAAAAUGGUAUAAAUCACAAUAUAUGGUAUUGCAAUACUCACUGUAUUGUGAAAUGUAAAAAAUAGCAAUAAUAUCAAAUCGUGGCCAAAGUGUCGUGAUAUCAUGUUGUGGGGCUACUAGUGAUUCCCACCCCUACUUUUCAAAUCCAGACUCAAAACCCACCUGUUCAGAUUAGCCCCCUCCUUGUUAUUUACCUGUCAUAUUUUUAUGUUUAUUUAAUUUAUUUUGUUAUUUUAUUUUAUCUUUAACUCUACUGCUCUCAUCUUGUUGUUUGUGCUGCUCUUCUUACUUUGUAAAGUGACCAUGGGUGUUUAGAAAGGCACUAAUAAAUAAAAUGUGUUGUUGUUAUUGUUAUCAUUAUUAUUAUUAUUAUUAUUAUUAUUUGAGGCAGAAAUGUUGGAUAAAAAAUGGAAAUGUAAUGCUGCCUGUGAAUAGACAUCCACAAGAGGAACCUUUUUUUCACCAGUCUGAUUCAGUCACUUUCCAGUAAACACUAGAAUAAGAGGAAAUUAAAUGUACCUGAGACGCAGAAAAGCAGGGGUAGUAGGAACAUUUGAUGAGGUGGAACAGAGUGUGGAGGUGUGAGACAAUGACAGCAACAAGCACCAGCAGCAAGCCCCAGACACUCUCUGAUAGUACAAAUCUGAUAUUUCACAGUGUUUGAUCAGAGCCAGUUUGGUGCUAGUGGCAUUUUACAUUCUUCAUUUAUGUUAAAGCAGACCUAGCAAGCUGUCACUCGGGCAGUUUGUUAAAAAUUUAAAGUUUUUUUUUUUUUUAGACCAAUACUCCUAAUCAUAUUUGAUGGUAAUAUACCUGCAUUACAUGUUGAGUUUUUCCUCCUCGUGAAUUUGUUCAUGUAAGCUGUGUCAUACUAUUUCCUUGACUGUAGUCUUUGUUCAUGCACUCAUUGUGUCUUCUUUUAGCAAAUGUCACUCUCUGUACUAUUGUUUGCUGGUUUUCCUUGUCAUCUAUAUAGCUCUAAUGGACAGCAGGCUGGUAUUAAGUGCAGCUUCUGGUUUUCAGCCACUAGUUUCAGUAAAACUCUAUCAAGUGUUCGUCAUCCUGUCCUAUGACUGUUUUGCAGACAUGACAAAGCUGGGUGGAUGAGACAGCCUGAAGUGUUUGUGUCACAGGAUGUGACCAUUUUAAAGUUUGGUGAUAUGUGAGCAGCAGAGGCUACAGUUAUGAACAAGGAUACAACAGAAGACUUCAUACAACUCCAGAAGCAUAGGGAUGAUUGGAAAUGUGCUUUGGCACAAAGCCACAAUUUACAGAGUGAUAUUCAACAUGAUAACUUAAGAAACUGAGUAGAAGUCAACUUCUAAAGACGUCUAUUCUCUUAAAGUAGUCUUAAAUGUUUUGAACCAUUGUCUGCUCUUCUUCCGUCUCCAGCUACUACCCUUUUCUACCUCAGUCUCUGAGGAUGUUUGACUCACCAUUACUCAGAUGUGAUUUCAGAUAUGACAGUAGUUUGGUGUUUGCACAGGAACCAGUCUAAACUCCUGAACUUGUUCCCAAGUUAGUCUUCAUUUAUAGAACCUCCAUGCAGGGUCAGGGGGAGCUUGGUCACUGUAAGGUUAUCCCAGGCUCCAGCACCAUCAUGUGUGAGUGAUGCUCACAUCCUGCUUUACUUGAUCACACACACCCACUUCAAGCACAUGGAAAAUAAUAAUGUGAUUAUUUUAAUGUGAUUCUGAUCUCUGAGUAGUUAGUUAAAAUGGAAAACGGUUGCACAACCACAAGUGAUUUCUCCAUAGCACCCUAUGGACACAAUGUGCAGGAUCCUGUUUUUAAGUCUGGUCAUGUGACUGAGGCUGAAUCUGAAGGCUUCAGAGGCCACACCCACUCUGAGAAACCCAUCAAAAUUAAAAGUUGAUCAUAUUUACAGCCUGGUACAAAAAGCAGUUUUUCUGAAUGGUGUAUUUUUCUAUUUCCACACAAUGUAGGGAAGUACAUUUUCAUAAUGCGUCAUUAAUUUUACUUAUGAGUUUGGCACCACUUGAGGUAUGGCUGGUUAGACUGACAGGUAGGCACACUGUAGCUGUUAGCAAGGAGGCAAAAGGUCUGCCUCAAGUCUGCUUCUCAGCCUCUUGUUGUUCAAAUGAUAGUUGAGUCAGCAUUGCAGAUAUAGCUUCAGAAUUUCUCUCAGGAACCAAGGAGUUAACUGAAUCAAAUGUUUGUCUGGGUCUAAAACUCAGACAGUCACAAAAAGGUCUGUAUUAUUAUUAUUAUUAUUAUUAUUAUUUGUGUGUGUGCUUCAGUGAGUGCCUCAUUCCUGUGAAUGUGGUUCAGAUGGGAAGUCACCUAAAUACUCAAUGGCUUUAGACAGUUGUUUGCCUCAUUGAAUGAACUGAAUUAGCAAUAGUCAUCAUUACUAUAAACAAAGGUAGUGUUCUUUUCCUCAUUGACACAUGCUGUUUUUGAAACCUUAGGUUGCCCCUCAUUUCUUUUUCUUUUUUACAUUUCCUUCUGCCAUUGGCAAAUAAAAGACCACAUUGGCAUCAAAACUUGGCCAUUUCACUAUGGUGCAUAAAUAGUAGUAGUCAAAGUAUUUAUAAAGGGUAAUGUAAAGACUCCCCAAGAAUCAAAACCCCAAUCUGUAAACACCACAAACUCGAGUCUGCACACUUGUAGUUCACUAUCAAAGCCCUCAUGAAACCCAAACUCUACCCACUUAUCUCUCCUUGCCCAGUAGACAGACUUCAGUUCUAGCCAGAUUGUGUAUUUGAAGGAUUACUGACUGAUUAAUAAUGAAGAAAAGACUGAUGACUUUGCUUAAGAAUUGUUUGAUCACAAAAAUACAUUUUUAGUCUGUAUGGAAAAAAAAUGGACAUAAUGUUCCCAAAGCAAACAGAGCAACUGUAACAGAAACACACUGUGGGCAUGUGCACACUUGUGUAGAUGUGUUAAUGUAAAAGUAGAACACUGGAAAGGUUGGAUCCGACCAUCACAAAAAGUGAUUUUCAAUGCCAGAUGGGAUCAUAUUCCACCAAAUAAAUCUGAGAUGUCGUUCUCUGAUGUUUACGAUGAACUCUGUGUGUUUAAAUUAGAAGCCGUGAGCCCUGGUAGCCGUUGUGUUUAUUUAAGAUACUCUGCAUUAAUCUCAGCGUAUGAUUGGACGAUAGUCUUCAGCCAACAGUGAAUAUAAACGCCACAGUGCAAAUUAAGUGUGAUACGGUUAAGUUUUGGUGUCUUUCCACUACUUUUAACCUGCUUUGAUGUCAGCAGAGUACAGAACUUUAUUAAUUAAUCCACAUUCAGGAAACUAGUGCUAUUAACUGUAAAAUAAGAACUUUCUCUGAGUGAUCACCCCUCAGUAUAGGUAUAAUAAAUAUACAAUUUUUCUAUUGUAACACUUUUCAGUCUCCCCAUUUAAACAGGUGUGCUGUGAAAAGGAGAAGCAGUUAUCCGUGAACUACAGAGCAUACACUUUGCUUGUGUAAACACAAGAUAGUAACUGAGUAGCAUUCAAGGGCUACAUGCUACCUAUCGCUAUCACCGGCCAAACUAAACUGUUUCGCUCCAUAGUGUUGGGUACUGUUAUGGGGGUUUUGUUGGUUGGUUGGUUGUUUGCUGCAAAUUAUUCAGUUUAAUUCUGAAAACACAGACGGGGGCUGAACUAGAGACAAGACUUCACUGUUUGUUGUUGGAGUGAUCCACUGAUGGUUUGCCACUUCGCAAACAAACUAAACCCAGUGCUGGGAAGGAAGCCUUUUAUUAAUUGUUCCCAUGCUACAUUGUUUGUUGAAUAGCUACUCUGGAUUUAAUUAUUACCAAGAUAAUACAUUAAAUUCAUUAAUAAACCUUGCUCUACUUGCUAUAUAAUACAAUUAACACAUAAUUGAUCCUGAUACUGAUUGUAAUCAAUGUAACGAUGCAAGUCUUGGCAAGGUGGAGCAGUGGAAAGACAAGUAACAGACGGUGUCAGAUAGCUCUUGUCAUAUUUCAGUCCACAGAUUCUUUGAUACAGGUUGCAGAAAAAGAUGCAACUGGAGGUAAAAUGUGGAUAAUGUAGUUCACCAAAAAAAAAAAAGAUGUCUUUUCUCUGUGAAUCAGAAAUUGUGCUAUUAUAGAAUAUAACUAGUGCUAUUAUUGUAUUUUUUUUUUAUCUUGGUUAAUUUCCUGAUGUUUUAAUUUCUUUUGUAGACUGUAUAGAUGCAUCAGCAUGAAUUUGUAUUAAUAACUGUAUCAUUUAUUUAUCUUUCAGUAUGUACAAAUACUCGUCUUGUUUUACUUGGCCUUUAAAUGGAAAUUGCCAACCUAGAGUCUAAAGAACCAAAAGUGUGAGCAGGCACGCAAAAAGCCCUAUUGUGUUCUUGCUGAACUGUAACUCUAAUGGUUAUCUAUUCUGACUCAAAUGACAGUAUACAUAUAGUGUAUGAUUAACCUUGUUUCCUGAAGUAUGUUCUAUAUGUCUCUGCUCAUCAGCUCACACUAUGAGUCAUGUGUCAGGAUUUAACUUGGCACGUCAAUCUAAUGCAUUGGCUCCUGUCACACACAAGCACACAAGCACUCACACAUCUUUAUGUUUAGAUUACAGUGAGUGUUAGUGGACGAGUCACACCAAAGAGAGAGGUGAUCUUUAGCAUGCAGGGUCGCACUGAGAAGUAUUUGUUGAUAAUUAGAAAUUCCAUUCUAUUUAAAGUUGUGUUGCGGGUUUAUUAUCAGCCACUGGAACUUUUCUUUCUGAGACUGAUGAUUUAUUUUGAAGACCAUAAGUUCAACAGGUUUUUUGAAGAGAUAACUUGGGCUGUGCUGGGUUGUGUUUGCUACACCAUCUUUCUGCCAGAUAAGCCAGGAACCAGUAUUGAGCCGUCAGGUUGUUAUCCGUGUUGUGAGAGUUGAAUAUUAAAAAUUCAGUCCAGCCCUGUGGUGUUCCAAAUGUAGUUUAAUGAAGUAUGAAACCAUUGGAACCAUUCUGAAAAGCCAAAGAAAUGAUGGGCUGAGCUCAUUUAUCUGUGACUAUCUGCCUUGCCUAAAGUGGGACGUCAGGCUCUUUGAGAAUACUGGUGUUGACUUUCAGUAUUCGGUAUUUGGCAGACUCCAGCCUGGACAGCACCUUUCUCUGCUGAGGCCUUCAGGCUAUUUCUGGUGCCCUCUCUUCACACCAUGUUACUAUUAGACCUGCGUUCCUUCAUGCCAAAAACUCCUUGAAUUCUUGUGACCGGGGUCAGCUACUGCUCAAAAAUUAUCACUUUGAUGGUCAUUUUCCAUGCAGUUGCUUGGUGGACUAUGAAUGCAACAAAUAGUGACAUGGAUAUGAAGAAUGCUAAUGCAGCACAGUUCACAAACAGAGACAGGUCUUUAUAUAUCCUUGAAAUGGGAAAUAAAACCUGCCAAAAUAGCAACUUUACACCAAAGAUGAAGUGAAACAACAUCUGAAUCAGAGAAAAUUCUUCAAAAACAAAGUGUUGGCAAACCAGAAUAAGUGAGUAAUGAUUUUGCGAAGUUUGUCUUAUAUUCAUUUGCAUCUGCAUUUGGCAGAAUUUCAAGUCAACUUUGCCUGUUUUUCCGUUGAUAAGAACAGCGGGCACACUUUUUGGUCCAGUUAAGGCUCCCUCAGAUAAAUACUGGUCUACACAUUUUUAGUGAUGUCUAGCCCAAAACUGCACUGCUCUGAUACUGCUUUUGGCCGUGUCAUUGAAACUCUGCUCAUUUUUUGAAAUUCUUUUAAAGUUAAGACUAGAGGGGUAUCUGGACAUAUCCAGGCUUAGUCUGAGUGAGCUAUCUCAACAAGGUGUAACAAAGCACCCUUUACGAGACAACAGGGACCACAAAGCUGGUUAUGAACUUUCUUUGUGAAAGGGAUAUUUCAGUAUUUUUAAAGUGGGGUUGUAUGAGUUACAUUUCACUAGUAUUUGUAUUAGACACAAUGGAUGCUGCCCUUUUACUGAGAAACUGCCAGGACAACCAGCAAGCUAGCUAGGUUAACAGUUCUCUGCAGGGGAGGGUCAACACUCCCAUGUAAAUUGGCUAAUUUUGAAGAUGCUUCAUCUAGGUUUAGGUGUACAUUCAUCAAAGGUCAUCUAAUGUGCCAGAUAACCUUAUAUAAUGUGUUAGAUGACCAUAUAUAUAUAUAUAUAUAUAUAUAUAUAUAGAGGGAGAGGAUAUUCUAUAGGUCUAAGGGCUCCCAUGGUGUGAUAAAUGCAGUGUUACCAUAAUUGCAUGGUUAUGUCCUGUUUUAAAAAAUGUGACGUAAAUGUUCAGAAGUUCAGUCAGGAGUCAUCAGCAGAUGAUGUUACCACUUGCAGGAGUCUUUCAACAUUAUUAGUGAAAUGACGACACUUUACAGUCAGUUUCAAGCCAAACCCCUGAACAAAACCUGGUCCCAACCAGGUUGUUAGUAGAUAGUAAGUUACCAUAGUGAUGUAGAAAACAUUGGGUUCAGACUCAACUGACUCAGUCCUACCCUCUAAUCUGUCUUUGUGGUACACCCCAGGCAUCAGCUAGUUGGAGUUUCAAUCUCCAUUUGAAUGACUAGGAAACUAUUCACUUUGGAUCAUCCUCGACCACAGACCCCCAUUUCAGCAAAAACUCAGUCUUUAUCCAGAGCCUGAUGUAGCCUUAGUAGGGGACAUUUUCUAAGGGACACUUGUCUGCUAACACAAACACUCACAGAAACGCUCACAGCAUAUGAAACUCUGUCGGCUUGACAUACCCUGUACUUUUAACAGCUUUGAUGCUUCAUAAGGUUUUUUGCAGCCAAGAGUGUGUGGACCCAUGAUUGCACCUCCAUCUGUAUGUUUUUACAGUGUAUUUAAUAGAGAGAUUGAUCAUGACUGGAGCACUUGUAAGCUUGAUAAUAGAAAAAGCAGAAUGUGCAACCAGUGCAGCCUAAUUAUUUGUUUUGGAAUAGGAGAACAUGAGAAGACCUUUACUGAUCCGUGGAAGGAAAUUCAAUACCAGCCUUAAUAUUUUGGAGUGAUGUAACUUAUCAAGUUAUAUGGUACAUAAAGCAAUCACAGGUGACUACAGUAUGAAUGAUACAUUUGUGUGUGCAAACGCUUAUGUUAACUCUUUUUUAAGGAAGAGUUCAUAGUUCACCACUGUGACUUUUAAUUGCAAUUUGAGAAUAAUAAAAGAUUCUAACUAAAAAGGUGCCAAGUUACCCAACAAAGCCAAGUCUUAGAAAUCCCUUCCCUCUGUACGACAAGAAGCUCAAGCAGAGCAAACGCUAGAGUACACAGGUCAUGUUUAGCUUUGACUCAGUAAGUGCAUUCAGAAACUAUUCAGACAGUCCAUUGUUGAUUAACUUAAGCUUACCUUUAACCAUUUUGGUGUUGUAUAAUCUUUAAGUGAAUAUGUCAGGCAGUUUGCAUAUUAACACAGCACAGUGAAAGGUGAUAAGGUGACCCCCAUCUUAUCCAAACAUUGUGUGAUUAUUAACCAAACCCAGACAUGGGUUUAAAAGAAGCUUUCCACAUCAGUGUCCAGACAACAGCUGGCAGUUAUAGAUUUUUCUUGUUUAAAGCGUUUGAACCUCUUGGGUAUUACUGAGCAAAAAACAAAUGGUGUGUUUUUGUAUUUAAUGAAGCUUGUUUCACUAAUGUUCUUUUAUAUUAAUAAGCAUUACCAAGCUUACUCUUGUAAACAGCAGUAGGUAAUCUGACAAGUGUGCAAAAGGGAUAUGUGCGCAUGGUUUGCUGUCAGGUUUGAAAACAUGGUUGAGAUGGGAGUUUGCCAGAAUGGUGUGUACUCUGCUUGUGUUUUCCUUCUCUCUUCUGCUCCAGCUCAGUAUACACAUAGUAUUUAAAUGCAUCUUCUUUUGAUUUCAUUAGAGGUGGUUCAGCUCAGAAAACCAUUCCAGCUCAGGACUCAGGUUACCAAGGUUCUCUGAGUGGAGACAGCAAUCCUCCAUAAUCUUCCCGUCUACCACCAUGAUUAAGUGAAAGUACCUCUUCAUUUCAGGUUUUUAUACACAAAGUGUGAGAAAAUGAGCCAAGCCAUUAACAAAAAAUUGAAUAUCAGGUACAUUUAAUGUGUGAAAAGGAUUCUUUCAUGAGCAAAGAUAAGAUCAUGAUGGAUACUAAUACUUACAAUAAAGUUUUCUUCUUUCUGACGUUUAUUAGUGUUGCAAUCUUCAGGGAAAUGGGUGAGCUCUCAGUUGGCAGCACACUGCUAAGAAAAAGAGCAGCGAGAACUGUGAUGCCUAAUUGAAUGUUAAGAUGAUCCUUCCUGAAUGAUUUGAGCUGAAGUACAUGCAGCAGCAUGCCUGCAAACCAAAGAACAGCUCCAACAAAAACUUUCCCUCAGGCGAAAAACAAUGUAAUGGGCUAAACAAACGUCUAUAAACAACUGUAAGACAGACCCCUGCUGCCUCUGUUUGAGGAGAAGCUCUGCAACUCUGCAUGUAUCAUCUAGUAAAUGCAGCAAUUUCUGAUAUUUUACCUCUGCAAGAUGUUUGUUUUAUGUCCACAUUUUUUUUAGAUUGAUAUAAAACCCUAUGUCUUCUUUUUAUUCAGGCGGUGCCUUUUGGUGUUUCAUUGUCAAUCAGGAUGUUUCCAUCCAUUCUAGAAACCAGGCACUCGGUGGUUUCCAGCAAUAAUUAGAUUUCUUUAAUUUUACAUAAAUGAGAAAUCAGGUUUUCUGUAAUUAAGUAAACUUCAUUUUCUCAGCAGGAAUCCUGCAGAGAAAACCUGACUUCUUGGUCAUGUACUGUUGGUUUCUUAGCUUAUUUCAGGACAAUUUAAUGACAAUGGACAAAUUAAAAAACACAAGCACUAAUACAGAGGCCAGUGUUUAAGAUAAUGAUAAAUUUGAAUGCUGAUUCUGAUGCGAGUGUAAAGUAGAUGAUUUUGUUGAAAUUGUUGCCAGCAGUCCCUUUCAGUCUCUUUCUCAAGUUCCCCAUAAAACAUCUGUGUGACGUGACUCGAAAAGACCAUAUCCCUGAGCUUUGUCAGACACACGUAAUACUCCUACACUGUAGUUCGACCAUGAAGACAAAUCAGAAUUUUCUUCUGCCACAACUUCUCGUGUCAAACCUAGUCUUUGAAGCAGCAGUCAGGUAGAAUAAACACCAGAAGACAUUUUGACUAUAAUUAUUAGGUAUUUGAGUUAUUGUUGCUUAGACUUUGCUUUCUUAAAAGUAACCUCCUCUGGCUUUAACAACAGCUUGGCAUACACGAGGCAUUCGAGGCAAGGUAUGUUCCAGGGAUUGCAUUCCAAGCUUUCUUAAGUUCAUUAAAAAGAGACCUCUGGUUCGUGGGAUGCGUUUUUCUGACCAAUCAAUCCAAUUCAUCCCGCACAAGCUCUAUUGGAGAAAGGUCUGGAGACUGAGGGGGCCAAACCAUCUUUUGAAAAACACCUUCCUCUUUUUUUUUUUGUCUAGGUAACCCUGACAGAGCUUGGCAGAGUGCUUAGGGUCAUUGUCUUGCUGCUAAACAAACUUAGGAGCCACCAGUCUUAGUCCAGAUGGAACAGCAUGGUGCUGGAGGAUGGAGUGGUACUGUUGCUUCUUCAUGAUACCCUCUACGUCAAACAAAUCUUCUACUCCAUCACCUGCAAAACAUCCCCAUACCAUGGAACUACCACCUCCAUGCUGAAUUGUGGGUGUAACAGAUGGUGCUUUCAGACGUUCACCAGUUUGUCUGCAGACAUAGACUCUGCGUUUUGAACCAAACAGUACAAACUUGUUUCUCGUCAUCAUAAGUCAAAUUUUUGUGAGCUUUUGCCCACUCAUAUCUCUUUUUCUUGUUUUGUGGACAAAGUAGUGUUUUUUUGCAGAUACACAACUCUUCAGACCAGCCUUUCUCAAACGUCAUUUCAUGGUUGUCAGAGAUAUGGGUUUCGACCUUGUCAUGUUGAUUUCCUCCCUUAUUUGUGGUGCUGUCUUUCGCCAAUCUCUCUUACUGAUGACAAUGCUAUGUUUAUCCUCUGCUUUUGUAGUAACUCUCUUUCGUCCAGGUCUUUUUCUAUCAUCAUGACUUCCAGGUUCCUCUCGUCUCUUAAGGAUGUAGUGGACUCCUGUGUUAAACACCUUUAGGCGUUUUGCAAUUUCUCUUUCUGUGUACCCUUCUUUCCUCAAAGUACAAAUCUGUACUUUUGUUUCUUUACUCAGUUGCUUCUUUUUAGCCAUUUUUGCGGUAGUUUGAAUGCAGUUGAGAUUUAUUAGGAUUUUUGUAUGCAGACUCUCAAAAGCCAAAAAGUUUAAGUGAAUAAUCCAACUGUGAUUUGUUUUUUUGCUUUUGCACUGAAGUUGUGACUCUUGCAAAUGUUUUCAACCCUAAAACUAAGCCCUCAUUAUCUUUUGCUGACAUUUGUUUAGCAAUGGUCUGUUAACAUCAAUGUAAAGGUAAGUGGAGUAAAAUGGUGCAUUUCCAUGAAAGCAACAUCUGAUCAUGGAGUAAAUACAUCCCAAAAUACAUAAAACUCAUGCUGGAUUUUAAAAAAAGCAUUGUGAACAAAAACUUGAAGUUACUCCCAACUGUUCGGCCUGUAAUGGUCAUGCUUCCAAACUUUUGUCCUGUAGUGUACUUAUGGAGUUAUUUAUUGAAAAGUUGAUACAAAACAAGAACUUUAUUGAUUCCCUAAUAGAAAUUCACUAUUGUUAUAAUUCAUGAUGGCUUAACUGUCAAAAAAAGAAGAAUUCCUUUAGACAUUUGUUUUGAUGGAGAUGCAUACAAUUGUAUUCAAUGGUAUUCAGGAACAGUCUGAAUCAUAGGGGUGGGAGAAAAAAUUGAUACAGCAUAGUAUCACGACAUUUUCUCUGGUGAUAUUAUAUCGUCUUAUUUACCAAGUAUCUAUUUUUUUUCAAAUUAAUUGUUCGUAUGAAGUCAAAUCUAUGAUAAUGGAAAAAUAAAAUCAACUGUUUGUCCAGUGAGGUUGGCAGAGGUGAUAUCAUAGAGCAGGAGAAAGUUAGUACAACAAAUAUAUAUAUAUAUAAGGUUUGCAAGAUGUGCUACAUGAAAUAAAAUACAGUGUAAAUAAGACAAACAUAAAGGAAAGACAAAUAUAAAGGAGAGACAAAUGCUAAAUUAGCUAAACAGUUGAACGAUUGUAUGAAUCCUAAUGUAUGGUAUCGCAAUACUCAUUGUAUUGUAUCGUGAUAAUAUCAUAUCGUGGGGCUACUGGUGAUUUCCACCCCUACUGAAUUAUAUGGCUCAAACUGAGACUGUCCUGUCAGCUGCGUACCGCCUUAAUGUCAUCCUAGCAGCUAUUGCAUUCACUGUAUCUGGUCCAUUUUAUACCUGUUCGGCUUAAACCCAAGACUGGCCUUUAAUUUAACACACUGCUCAUUUUUCUCUGUAGUUGUUUUGUACCUAAAGGUUCAAGUAAUAAUGACAAAUGACAUUAUAUUUUUGCACAACUAGAAAUGACAUCAAAUGAUGUCUAAUAUGUCUGACUAGUAAUCAAACACCCUAGAUACUUAGUUUACUGUCGUGUCUGAGCACAAUAAGCAUCAGAUGAAACGAAGUGUGAGCAUGUACGCUGACAUGUCUUCUAAUAUCAACAAACUAGCAGCAGAGAAAAAUCUUGAUCCAACAGUCCUUUAAUCUAGUGCUGGAGAAUUUGUUAUAACUUCGUUUUUAGAUUUGGAUCAGUUCACUUGCACUUUCAGUUCCACACUGCUGCUUUCACAUGCAGCUCUUUCAUUAGACGCUGAAAGUUCAGGCGCCUUUAAAGGAGUUCAGUAACAGGCUGUUAUAAGAGCUUCUGCAGCUGAUAUUUAUUCUGUCCCUUUGUUCAGCUCAAACAUUGUUUAGCUGUUGACUCACAAGUUGUUUCAUGUGUUUUCAGGUUCAGUCUACACACCCCUCCCUCUCAUCGUUUGCCCAUCCUGAUCCUUUUUCCCUGUUGGCUGCUGUUCCCCAGAGGGCGGGGCUAGUAUGGGGUAAGAGAGCUGAGAGGAGACAUCAAAACGACUCAAGCUUCGGAGGCCUUCUAACCUGCACAGGUAUGAUAGUACAUCGUGUACCCUCAGGUCCACAAAAACACUGUUUUGAAUGCAGCAUAGGAUAGGGUGAAACGUGUUUUUUUUCAAUACUUUAAAGUCAAACACACAAAGAUAAUGUCAAAUAUUACGGGAUGGAAUAAAUGCGUCUUUAGGUACAAAUCCUAAAGUAACCUGUAAUCACAUUAACUUGUAAGUUCCGACAUUAGUCGUGUUUUCAAGCCAUAAAUCACUUGGAUCUAUCUUGUUCUACAAAAAAAAAACCUUCAACUGUCUCUUACCAUUGUUGGCUGCUGUCUUACACCCAUCCCCCACGCAGGUGAGACACCACACCCCACUGAACCUUUUAUCAGGUGUACACCACAUUUGGUCAAACACAGCUGGGCAUUGUCUAAAAGAUUAGUGCCAGAUGUUAUAAGUGAGUCACAGUCCUGCUAAGAAUUCAGAAAACCUAACCUUUUGUUGCCAGGAUCCAACCUGUGUUGGUUAUGAACCGUUUUAUUAAAAGGUUUUCAUAAGCCCAAAAUUGUCAUUUGAAAGGAUUUUUCAUUGUCUGCUUUUAUUGAAUUUUCUGAAAUGUUUUAUGUGAAAUAUCCUAACCCUAAUGUUGAUCCAAGAUCCCUCAUACUCAGGUUGUGAUCACAGUUGAAAGGGGGGAAAGACUGAUUAAACCAUCACAGCUCUUGAUAACUUCUGUUAGUCACUGUUAGAUCUUUUGACAGUUUUCCCUGACGCAGCCUACAGCAAGUUACUCAAAACAGGCAAAGAUUACAUACAAAGAUCAAUAAUAGUAAUUGUUUAAACAAGCCACUACUUACAGUAAAAGGCCUUUGAGGAGAUGAUCAUUUGAAAUCGGACUAGUGCAUCUCAUUGCAGUGUGCACUUUCUGAUUCUUUGUCAGGCUUAUCGUUUCUUUUCUAAAACGUGAGUUGUGGGGGCAUACAGGUGCACGUACGAUAUCUAAAGAGGUCACAGUGUUGCUUUCUGCAGAGCUGAUGCUACAGGAAAUUGCCAGACCACAAACGAGUGCAAAAAAAAUACUGCUGGUUCCACAAUAAUGCUAGACUAGACCUCAAUUUAUGGCUGCACACAGGGUAGAAGCUGCGGCUCUGACUGGUGUUAUAGAUUGCCAUUAGCAUGCUUUACUGCUCGUCAAUCAAACAAUUAGUGUCCAGACAGUAAAAAGUCAGUUAACAGGAUACAAAGAUGUUCCCUUGAGCAGAUGCAGCACUCUCUUCUCCAUCCCGUGAUGGCCUUUUAUGAGCUUUUUGUACCAGCAGAAGUUGAAGCAUUUCCUUGCAGCCACUUUUAGAUCUGUGUGUCUUGUCUUGUCUUGUGUGUGUGUGUGUGUGUGUGUGUGUGUGUGUGUGUGUGUGUGUGUGUGUGUGUGUGUGUGUGUGUGUGUGUGUGUGUGUGUGUGUGUGUGUGUGUGUGUCCAAGUCAACCACAGCUGCAUCGAGAUUAAGAAGUGGAGUUUGCGUUUACCUAUAGGCGUUCUCACACCACUUUGGUUAGUCAGACAUCCUGAGGCAUCAGCCUAGUUAAUAUGCUGUUUAGCUUCCUUCUUUAGAACCUCCUCCCCCACCCACAUGUUUCCCAGAAGUCCCCUCAUCUGUAUGGAGAUUCAAAGGAUGGGAAAGAGUAAUAAUCCAUGAGAAAAGGAAAGAAAGGAGGGGCUAAAGUGAGAAAGCUUAGUCUGUGUUCAUCUUGACCCCCGAUGUUAUGGUGACAUACCUUCAGGAGUGUGCAGCGUCAUCCUGUGGGUUCUUGUUGUCAUGUGAAUGAAGGCCAAAUUUGACAAAAAGAAAGAAGAAAUCAAGAAGGAGAAGGUGGUGGAGGUAACGGAAACAGUUUGGGUAAAUAAGGGCUUGGGAGUUGGAAAGAGCAAACAGUGGCAGAGCAGAGUUGUUGCUAGGAGGCUGACAGAGCAACAUGACACAGACCACAGAGACAGGAAGCACAUAGAUAAUGGUUCAGACUCAGAGGAAGAUAAAUCUAUUGGGUUUGUUUGUUCACCAUUUGAGUUCUUGGAUUUAGCUUAAUCAACUUCAAACUGUCGAGGCACCACACUUAAUUUUAUUUUUUUAUAUUUAUCUGACCUAGAGGAUGAAUAAUCUCUGAAAGCUACUAUUCAAAAAGUAGACCAACUAUCUCUGUUUCUAGCUCUCAUUGAAGGAUACCUGUUUAGUACUUUAAGAUGAUCAACUGAAUAAUAUUGGGGAUUUCAACAGUUUAUUGGCUAAAGGAGAAAGUUGAAGUCAUUUUCUCUGACUUCUGAGAAUUUGUGAUGGCUACUGUGACUACUUUUAAAUGUAUUGAACACUAAAUGGUUAAUGGAUUUAUCAAGCAUAUGUGUUAUGAUUUUCUUCACUUUCUUUAAACGAAUAUGGUAAACAGGGCAAAUAUUGAACUUGAUCAAGACCAGUCAGUUCGCUUGAAAAUCAGUGCAUCUUUUUUUUUUCAAGCCAGGGCAUCAGUAUAAGCAUGACUUGCAUUUUUCUUUUUCUUCUUUUUUUGGACAGUAUUUAACAGAAAGGGUUGAGGGGUAAAAACAUACGGUAUCCAAAUGACAGUAAUUUUUCACAGAUGUUGAGACUUUGGGCUUUCCGAGUUCACUCCUCCAGUUUGUUAGCUCAGCUUUAGAGCAAAAUCUGUACACUUGUCACUUUUUAAAGAAGCUUUUCUCCUCUUCUGUUCAUUGCUUUAGUAUGUAUUUGUGUUUCAUGUACAUGUACAGCUAAGGAAUGAAAAAGGUCAAAUGGAGCAUCUUUGCAGCACUCAGGCUUUGAGUAUGUAGUCGACAGUAUGGCUGGGAAUCUUGGUUUAUAACUCCUCCUCCCUCCCUCUCUUCCCUUGUUUUUCAUCAUCUUUCAACUGCAGGCAAUUCCAGUGAGCAAUAAGUUAUUUUUAAUAAUUGUGGAUAAUUUUGAUUGUGGUCACAUCUAGUCAGGAAAAGGUUUCCAAGUCUUAAUUGAAACCCCCUGCAGCUCAACCAGAUUUAUUUUCAGGACAAAAAAAGGAGAUAACUCCAAAGAAUAAGAGGCCCACAAAGUAGGAUGUUACAAGUGGAGUGCAGUGAUUUUUGGUCAAACAAAAGGAGAAAGCUUGGCAAAGAAAUAUUUGAGGUGAAGAUUUGUUAGCCUGCCAAAGUCGAAUCCUGAGUCAGUGACACGCCUCCUUAAAGGCUGUGUUGUUUGAAUUUGUUUAGUUUUGCAAAGCAGGAUCAACUCUGUACUGAUAAUACCUUUUUAGAUAACAGUCCUCAACUAUCCUUUUAUUGUAAUUAACCAUCAAACCUAAACACCAACAUCCCUUCACAAGGAUUCAUGGUGGUAUACUUAUAUUUGAAGGCAGGCUGGAUGGCUGUCAUUCAUGGUUCUCAAACAGACGUAUGCCUAGUUACAGGAUAACCAUGAAGCAUGACCUCAGGUAAACCGUUUUUAAUCAUGGAUAAUUGUCUAAUGAGUUUAUUAUAUUUAGUUUGGAUUAUCUCCAGGACUGCCAGUCUUUGCAUGUGUGCUGCUCUAUGAUGGUCAUAACUGCCAGUCUAGAUAUGUAUGAACACACACACAAAAAUGCACGCACACCCCGCCUUAGCUCAAAUGGCAUUCACUGGUUGUUGAUUUGUAGAGCUUGCAGGAUUGUUCUUGUGGUAAAUGUUAGUCUGUUGGUAAGAAGGCUAUAGAGGAAAGACUUGGUAAUCUUAAUGUGUGUUUAACAGGUGUCAGCCUGUUAAACACACAUUAGCACAUUAGCAAACUCUAUUCUUGUGUGGUGUAAGCGAGAGAUACAAACCGAAAGUAUGCUGUGCCUGAUUCCCGACUGGAGAAUAAAAUGAUUUUAUGAAUUGGGGAAAAAAGUCAGAGGGACUCAUCUGCUUUAGUUAGAGUGAAGCUCAAGGAUGAUGUAUUAAUUGUAGCUGAGUAAGGUAGCGUCAUUGUAUUCUCAACCAUUACCUUCUAAAUACGUUUCUGUUCCAUGAUACACUUUGUUAACCGAGUUGAACUUUGACCUGUUGUUGAAUCAACAGAAAUGACGCCUUGCAGAGAUCAAUGACAUUGAUGUUCUGCUCAUGUGUCUUUGCAGCUACAACUUUCUGUGAUUUAAGCCACCGUUCUCGUCUAAAAACUUCAUCCCUUAAAAAGCUUCAAAAAGCUUUAGACUGACAAAGACAGCAGAAUGUCUUGAGUUUGAAUUUCAUCUCCUCUGAAGUCUACAAUCUAAUCUUUACCAGAUCAGUUCUCCUGUUGCAUCAUUUUUCAAAUCCCCCUGCAGCCUGCUCAUUUUCAUAUGACUAAACGUCACAGUGGUCUUGUGGUUAAAAUUCUUUUGUCUCUUUCCUUUUCUGCUUGUUCCUUCUUAUCAAAGAGAGAUGCAGUGGAACAACACACUUAGCUGUUGUCACCCAUAAAAGCAGUGAUGAUGAUGACGAUUAUGAUUUCCCUGAAAUGGAAAGCACAAGAUCAUUUCCCUGAAAAAUCAAUUGCUGUUUCCAUCAAGACUGACCACGCUCUUAAAGGCCAAGUAGCAUCAAAAGCUCGAUUAGAGUCAUGCUGUAGUCAAUCCACCACUUUGACUGAAACAGUAAGGUAAACAGAAACGGCUGUUUAUGAUGUGAGAACAUGGUGUGCAUGGGGACAACUUCACAGGUGCUUUCAGGUUCUUCCAGGGAUGUAACGAUAUGAAAAUUUAGCACCACGAUUAUUGUGACCAAAAUUAUCACGGUUAUCAAUAUUAUCAUGGUAUAGUUGAAGUAUGUUCAAAAUGUUUAAAAUGCACUUAUACACGCCCUGAAAUCAUUUAACAAAAUUUUAUUUAAAAAAAAACAAUCAUAAUAACUUUUCCUUAACCUUAAAUAACAGAGGAACGAUAAGCUUAAAAAAUUAAAGAUGGGGCCUCAGUGAUCAAAAAGAUCUACUCUUACAAAUAUAAAACAGAGCAACACUACAAUACAGUACAACCACAUGCAAACAAAUGUGUAGUGCAGGUGUUUAAAACAACAUAAAGUAUGUAAACAAAUCAAAUGACCCACACCAAUUGUCGGUUUUCUCCACCAUAAGGUGCUGCUGCUGACUUUGUUCACUACUUGAGAUUGAAAUGUAGAAAUUUCUGCAUAUUUACUUGGUCUGGUUUGAGUAGUGAUCUGCAAGGGGAAACAAUGUGCCCGCUGGCACUGAAUAGCCUCUCGGAUGGCACGCUGGUUGCUGGGAUGCACAAAAACUUCCCGGCAACCCUUUGUAGAAGCCCAAAUACACCCAGACUUCGGACUUUGUUUUCUUUGACAGCGGAAAAAUCUCUGCAACACGGUCGGCAGAACUGCCCGCAAAACUGCCCUCCGCCAUGUUUACAAGAUGUAUACUGCACAAUGCGAAUGCGCGCGGCGCGCCUGUGUCCGGACUGCUGUGUGCAGCUGCUCUUCUCAGCACUGAGCAGUCUGUGAACUUUUCCAGAGUGCAGCAAUCAAACAUGAUUUUAACGGUAAUUAAAAAUUGAAAUGGUAGUACUAGCUGUCAGACAUUUUACCGCGGCUUAUCAUUUUACCUGUAAUCAUUACAUCCCUAGGUUUUUCCUUAGCUGCCAACGCGCGAAGUAUGCAAAAAUAUGCAGCAAUGCAUCCUGGUUCAUGUGUAACCUUGUGAAGUCAGCUCUGUAGACCAGUGCAGUGCACACACUAACAGAAAGGAGGAUACCGAAGCCUUGGAUACUCGUAUAGCUAUAAAGGAUUGGUCUUCAUGCGGCACAGUAUGGACCCUUUGCUCCAUGUCUAUUAAAUUGACUUAUUAUCCAUCAGGCAGGGAUUAGAUAGCAGCCCCUUCAGACGGUCUGUCGUUUCAGACACUGUAUGCAUAACAUUUUUCACAAGGAGCACAUGUGCCCCUAAAUUGAAAAAUUAAGGAGCACACAAAGAACUUUUGGGGCACAAUGAAAAUCAAUCAAAGAAUGUUUGUUUUACUGGUCGACAUAAGUACUAUUAUUUGAAAUCAAUUUUAGGACUUUUGGUCACAUGACAUGGAAGCUAUUGAAGGAAAACAGCCUCUUCUGAGAACAUCAACUGGUCAUUUAUUGAUGGUCUCUUAUUUAACACCCGACUUUGACAGCGAGGAUGCCUAGUAGAUUUAACUGCGCUGCUGUUGCUAUUCCCAGUUAUGGAGAGUGAGAAGACGCCUUUAGAUCUGCAGUAAAUGUCCGUCGAAUAUCCAACCCAAAAUUAAUUUCACUGUAUUUACAUGAAAACACAUUUGUUUCUUCGGCUAAUUGUUUUGAUGCGCACGUGCCCCCAAAUACAUUUCACAAUUUGCAGACAUUCAUUUUCUAGUCGCAAAUGCGAAAUUUUAGCGAAAUGGUCGCACUGUCAAGCCCUGCAUGUUUUCCCCUCUCUAACUGCUUUGCUUUCUUUUCCCUUUAGGUGGUUACGGGUGCAGGACACUGUCAUGGCGCUGCUGCGGAGGAGGCUGAAGCUUGUGGUGACAGUGACAAUGGUUAACCUCUUCAUCUUCAUCCUCAUCUCCCGACACAGCAGCCAAGAGAAAAACGGGCAUCAGAAGGUCAACAUCCCAUCCAAACCUUUCUGGGCCAAAGUGACACCAAGCCCUGCUUACUGGAACCGCCAGCAGCAGAUUCUUGACCUUCAGAACAAUCCCGUCCUCACGGCCAACUUGAGCAAUGGAGAGGCGCCUGAUUGGCUCAAUGACACCAGUGUGACCUCUAACCCCUGCAAACCCAACUUCAGGGUUACUACUCAGGUGAAAGACUACAACUCCUUGCCGGACCGCUUCAAGGACUUCUUACUGUACAUGCAGUGCCGCUCCUAUCCACUGAUGGUGGACCAGCCUGAUAUCUGUAAGGAGCCACCAUUCCUGCUCCUGGCAGUCAAAUCCCUGGUACCACAUUUCGACCGUCGACAGGCAAUCCGUGAGUCUUGGGGACGGGCAGGUGUCAUAGCCAAUCAGACAGUGGUUACCAUUUUCCUUCUUGGCAACGCCACAGCCGGGGACCACCACCCAGAUCUCUCUGGGAUGCUUAAGUAUGAGAGUGUUGCCUACAAAGACAUCAUCCAGUGGGAUUACAGAGACUCGUUCUUCAACUUGACUGUCAAAGAAGUCCUGUUCCUGGAGUGGAUCCAGACUCGGUGUUCCGGUGCUCGCUUCAUCUUCAAAGGUGAUGACGAUGUCUUCGUCAACACCUACCGCAUCUUGGACUUCCUAAAGGGCCUCUCCGCACCCAAAGCCAGGGACCUGUUCGUGGGUGACGUAAUCACCAACGCAGGACCUCACAGAGACAAAAAGGUCAAAUAUUUCAUCCCAGAGAGCAUGUAUGCGGGAACGUACCCUCCAUACGCAGGAGGGGGUGGGUACCUUUACUCUGGUGACAUAGCUGCUCGUCUGCACAAUGUGUCUCAACAUGUGGCCCUUUACCCCAUAGAUGAUGUUUACACAGGGAUGUGUCUCAGGAAGCUCGGGCUGGCUCCCGAAAAGCACAAAGGCUUCAGGACCUUUAACAUUGAGGAGAAAUACAGGUCGAAUCCCUGUGCCUACAAGAGUUUAAUGCUGGUUCACCCCAGGACCCCACAGGAGAUGAACCAGAUCUGGGGCUGGCUCAGUAGUUCAGAUUUAAACUGCCAGUAAUUGCUCAAUGGCAAGCGCUUUGGGGUACUUCGAGGUUGUUCCUAGAGGCCAAAGAGACAUCAAAUAUUUUGAACAGGGUCAUGACUUAACAGUUGGCAGCUUUAAGUUAAGAUAUUUCUGUCAAGGUCACUUGGAGCCUCAGCAUGGAGCGGCUGUUGCAUCGUACCUCUAGAAACGAGGAAGGCUGUGUUGUUAACUCUUGAAAAUGGCCACCAUAGUAUUUUGACUUGACACCAGACUUCCACUGACGAGCUAACCCUGCUUCACCAUGGAAAGUGACCAUGUCUGUCUUUACGUGCACAUAUUUAUAUUUAUUUAUAUGGCCUUUCAAAUGCUUUAACACUGUGUGUCAGCUCUGUGAGGGAGCGUCUCAAUGCUGUAUUCUAGAAAAAAGGAGACUAAGAGCUCGGAUGUGUCCACCUGGGACUGCGGUCCUUGUUUGGUGAAGGGAAACUGUGUCAGGUUUUUGACACAGAAGAAAACUCCAAAGUUUUCAGCACUGUAGAGUGUCUAAAUAUUUCAAACCAAGUAAAAGAGAGAAGCUCUUCAACUCCGUGCCUCUAUCAGUGGAGCCUUUAUGCUGCAGUUCAUUGCUGCCAGCUUGUAAAGAGGGUCCUGGUGAACACUUCCUGCUAAUUGUUGCUGGUGGCUUGAUUUUUGCUGCUAUUUCCAUCCACACUCCCUUAAGUAUUUACAUGUGACUUGCGACUCAGACUAAACUAGUUCCUCCUUAUAAAAACUCAGAGAGGGUCUUUCAUUUUUUUCAUUUUCAAACCAUUAAGUUAUUCUUCAUGAUCAUAUUUAAGUCAUUCAGUCAUUCAGUCAGGCUUACAUUGAUUCUUAUAUUUUGAACUAUCUUUUUGUUACUUGCUGACUGGAUAAAGCAAUGCUAAGGGUUUAGAGUUGGGCUGUUCAGUGGAGUGAAUCUACGCUUUGCUUCAAGGACACAGGAGGAAUUUGAGUUCAGCUCUGUUGCAGGUCUGAACUUGGUUUUGACAUGAAUGGAAAAAUCCAAAUGCUGUCUAAUAUUGCUUCAGGAUUUCACGUUACUCAAAAAGAAAUUGCUACUUGUAAAAGUUCAAUUUUGAUUUUUUUUGUUUUUUUAUGCUUUAAUGUGCCUUAUUGAGUGUCUGCAGCUGCUGUGUGGAGUAUUUUGUAUCCUGGUCAUCGAAGCUUUAAUGUGUUCCAGGUGAAAAAGAGUUAAAAACACAAGGUGGAACAAGACUAAGCUUAUAUUAUUUGACAAAUGGGCUCUGCUGUGUUCACUGGUCAUUGUAAAGGUCUCAUUUCAACGUUACAUAUAUCCAGCGUAGGACAAAGUUCUGUCACAUUGUUGAUAGGUGUGUUCAUGAUAAUAACUUAUUGAUUACCACGAUACUCUAUUUCCUCUCUCCAGGAUGUUUUUGUUGUUUAAAAUGACAAAUAACACAUUUUGAAAUGAUUUCAAAGUCAUUGCUUGGCUACUACUGUCUGGCCUUUAAGUAAAAAUGCUGUUCUUGUAUUAUGAGAGGAGUGCUGCACAUAUUUACUUUGCAUUGUGUUUGUCGGCUGUGAGACACAGUAAUACUGCAGACACAGGAGCAUCUAAAAUCCCUGCAGUUUGACUGAGUGAUGUGACAUGUCUCAGAGAGUUGAGGGAGGUUCGCUGUUUCUGUUAGCUAGGAAAAGGUCUCCAAAGCGUGUUACGUGAAUGUAGAUUAUAGUCCAAGAUUAGGAUCUGUCUGCUCUGAUUCUAUCAUUCAUUCAGUAUUUAUCAUCAAAACCUGGUCUAUUAGGUCAACACUGUCAAACAAAGUUCAAUGAAUGUUGGUUGUUUCAGAGAUUUCAACCCUGAGCCUGGAUGUUACACAUUUGUUUAAGGAAAAGGUCAGUGUAUUGUAUGCUUGUAUGCCUCUGUUGGAGCUCCCCCUGCUGGUCAGGAUGGUGAGCUUUAACUUGACUGACACUGGCUACUCCAUGACCCCAAACUAUUGGAAUUAAUGAAUACAACCAAGCAUACACACUCUUUGUAAGAUAUUCACAAUCUUAACUUCUGAUUACUGAUCCCUCCUCUUGAUUGUUUUUGUCACAGUUUUGUAAAACUCUACACUUUUUCUUCAUUCCUCAUUUUUUUUGACAAUCUCAGUGACCGUCUCACUUUAGGGCAGAUUCUGAGCUUUUUCUCUGAGAUCUACAACCUUUGAGAAGCUCAGUAUACAUAAAAAGAGCACUAAAAAGGGUUUAAAGAGGAGUGUGCAGGGGUUUCAUCAUCCCGAAAUAUUUAAGUCCAGGCAUCACCUUCUAACGUCUGGUUCUUCGGGUCAUGUAUCAACAUCUUUACUCUGGAUUUAGACUGCUAGCAUACCAAUAACAUCUUGCAUUUUAUUUUUGCUGCACAGUUUGAGGCUACUUGAAAUGUUAACAUGCUUGAAAAGUGCAUCAUCCCUCACUUCUAUCACUGUUUUGAUCAGCUUAUUACAGUAGUGUCUUUCUUCAAACUCCUCUCCUCCUGCCUUGUACGUUGGAAUUCAAUCUCUUCACUGUGCUUUAUUUUGACCUCAUACUCUUCUUUUUCCUUAAAAGGACCUGUCCUCUUCCCUUUUUUUACUUAGACCCACAACUUAGCUUUGUGUUUGCACGGUCAGUGUUUUUCCUUGGUCUCAGUAGCAGGAUGAGUUGUUUUCUGAGCUUAUGUACAAGUUGGUGCUGUUUCCAAGACAAGACAGCUUGUCAAUAAACAUAGAAAAUUGUCAAAAUGUUUUUGAUUAAUUUAUUCAAUGUUACAGGAAUUCUACUCAAAAAUUACAAUGGCAGGAAAUGUAGUCAACACAAAUUCUCCAAAAAAUCCUAUAUUGGAUGCAAGAUUUGUGAUUCAAACAUCUUUCAUGUUGUACAACCAAAACAGGAGUAUUAUAUCAACAUGGUUUCUUUGUUACUGUUAGACCAGGAUCAAAUAUCUAAGUUCUGUUACCUUGAGGGAACACUAUAAAACCAAUUUUAAGUUAUUUAGAGAAAUUGUUGCCUUCACACAUUCAUACUCUUGUUUUUUAUUUACUGUACAUAGUAGUAGCCAUCAGCCCCUGUUCACACGGAUUUCAGAAAACUGUUUUUACUGUGUUACAUGAUACCUGCACUAGUCAGAGAGGAUCACCAAAUUUGUGCCUCAUCUUUGUAUGUUCAGCAUGGUAAAAAAAAAAACAAUCGACUUGAUUAUUUCAAUAAAGUUAUAUUUUGCUGUAUAUCUGUUCUACGAAUUAUUUUGUAAAAAAAUAAAGAAAUUGUGAAACAAGAA